Oryza sativa Japonica Group (Japanese rice) is the source of this 1979-nucleotide messenger RNA. RefSeq lists its product as uncharacterized. The record is from RefSeq and is a predicted model, not a curated record. Gene Ontology annotation, biological process: transmembrane transport. Gene Ontology annotation, cellular component: membrane. NCBI's taxonomy places the organism in Eukaryota, Viridiplantae, Streptophyta, Magnoliopsida, Poales, Poaceae. Gene Ontology annotation, molecular function: transmembrane transporter activity.
CACUUCGGAGACCAUUUCCGCGCAAAAAAUAAUAAAAUAAAUAAAUAAAUUAUCUCUCGGAGAGGAGCCGCGUGCACCGCCGCGCCGGGGAAGAGGCCAAGAGGGGGAUCAUCACCGGCGGUGAUCGGGCUGGGCCUUGGGGGAGAUAUGGCGGCGGCGGAGGCGGAGGCGGGGAGGAGGACGCUGGCGCUGGUGAACAUGGCGGCGAUCAUGGAGCGCGCCGACGAGGCGCUGCUGCCGGCGGUGUACAGGGAGGUGGGCGCGGCGCUGCACGCGACGCCCAUGGGGCUCGGCGCGCUCACGCUGUGCCGCUCCUUCGUGCAGGCGGCGUGCUACCCGCUCGCCGCCUACGCCGCCGUGCGCUACAACCGCGCGCACGUCGUCGCCGCCGGGGCCUUCCUCUGGGCCGCCGCCACCUUCCUCGUCGCCGUUUCCGACACCUUCGCCCAGGUAGCGGUAGCGAGGGGAUUGAACGGUGUUGGGCUAGCGCUCGUCACCCCAGCCAUCCAAUCUCUGGUGGCAGACUGCAGCGACGACACCACCCGUGGCUCCGCAUUCGGAUGGCUUCAGCUCACAGGAAACAUCGGUUCGGUGAUCGGAGGAUUGUUCUCCCUCAUGCUAGCAUCCACGACGAUCAUGGGCGUCGCCGGUUGGCGCGUCGCGUUCCACAUCGUCGCUCUGAUUAGCGUGAUCGUCGGCGCGUUGGUUCGCCUCUUCGCGGUGGAUCCUCAUUUCUGCAGCAACAUCCAAGACGACGGUGGUGGUGAUCAGCUACCUCCUCGCAAGUCGCCAUUGGAGGAGAUGAAGGAUCUGGUGGUAGAAGCCAGGGCCGUGGUGAGGAUACCGUCGUUUCAGAUCAUCGUCGCUCAGGGUGUCACAGGGUCAUUUCCAUGGUCCGCGCUGUCGUUCGCGCCGAUGUGGCUGGAGCUGAUGGGAUUCACGCAUGAGAUGACCGGGCUUCUGACGACGAGCUUCGCGUUGGCGAGCUCGCUUGGGGGGCUUUUGGGUGGGAAGAUGGGGGAUCGUCUGGCUGUUCGCUACCCGGAUUCUGGUCGGAUUGUUCUGUCCCAGAUAAGCUCAGCUUCGGCGAUCCCGCUUGCGGCUUUGCUGCUCCUUGCGCUGCCUGAUGAUUCCUCUUCUGGAUUCCUGCAUGGGUUUGUCAUGUUUAUCAUGGGGCUAAGCAUCUCCUGGAAUGGUCCUGCUACUAACAACCCCAUAUUUGCGGAGAUUGUUCCUGAGAGAUCAAGGACAAGUAUAUACGCUCUGGACCGCUCUUUCGAGUCGGUCCUAGCCUCAUUCGCUCCACCGAUCGUCGGGUUCUUGGCGGAGCACGCCUACGGCUACAACCCGGUCUCCUACGGAGCCGGAUCGAGCAGUGACAGGGAGAACGCCGCUGCCCUGGCCAAGGCUCUGUACACCGCGAUCGCCAUCCCCAUGCUGCUCUGCUGCUUCAUCUACUCCCUGCUGUAUGGCACGUACCCGCGCGACAGGGAGAGGGCGAGGAUGGACACCUUGAUCGCGUCGGAGCUCCAGCAGAUCGAGCUGGAGCGGUGCCAUCGGGCAGGAAUAGGAAGUAGGAGAAGCAAGGAUGGCACCGUGAUCGAUGUCGAGUAUGGUGAGGAAGAGUCUGGUGAUGUUGUUGAUGAUGAUGAUGAUGAGAAAGCGUUGAUGCGUUACCAUGUUGAACAGUGUGGCAGUGUUGGCAGGUGACCAAAGGAGUGAUCAGGUCAGAAAAGCUCCUGAACUUCAUGAUACAAUCUGCCAAAAAUUUUCCACGGUUUUUGUACAGGAAACAGAUUACACGGGUUCAGUAAUUCCAGGUCCUAGUUUGCACCAUUGUAGCCAGCUUUUCAGUGAACUAGGAAGGUAGCCCACGCGAUGCGUGGGUAUGUAUUAUAGUUUGUUUUUCAAACACUAUAAUGACAUAAUAUAAAUUGGAGAACAUUUCCGAAAUAUAAAUCGGAAAGUAAUUCCGCACA